This is a messenger RNA of Cornus florida, 898 nucleotides long. RefSeq lists its product as uncharacterized. NCBI's taxonomy places the organism in Eukaryota, Viridiplantae, Streptophyta, Magnoliopsida, Cornales, Cornaceae. The transcript has 2 exons. Bases 282 to 722 code for a protein of 146 amino acids. The record is from RefSeq and is a predicted model, not a curated record.
UUAAUUUGCAUCUUUGAUUUGGUUGACCAAAUUAAUUGUUAUAUUUGAGCAUUUACUUUUUUUUUUUUUGGUUUUAUGUUUAAUAUUUAAUGUGAUCUAUUAAGUUAUAUUACUAGUCUUUAUUUAUUGACUUCCUUCAGGUUUUUAGCCUCUAAUUAUUGAAUUUUUUAUUCAAUGGAAUUAUGUAAAUAUGAAAUGAUGACUCAGAAUAUAUUCUGCAUAUGCUUAUUUAUUUUGAUUUAAUUUCACUUGAUUCUUCAUAUUAGCUUGUAAACUAAAUUAUGGACACCUCCGAGGAACCAAUGCGUAGAGUUUUAAGGUCCCGCAGGGCUGAAACUGAGCGACCAUCUACAAGUUCACCACCUACACAAUCGAGUGGAUCAGGUGAUAAUAGGAAUUCAACAAAUGAAAUAAUGGAAGGUGAUGGUAGUAAUGAGCAGAUGGGGCCACAACCAAGAGGAGGUCCGAUUCGAAAAGGGCGUGGAAGAGCAAAAAAUGAAGCCUUGCACAAAAUUAAGGAAAACAAUUGUCCGGUUCCAGUAGAGUUUGGAGAAGGUUAUAUUAAACCUGUUGGUUUAAAUAACAAAUUAUGGACGGCUGAGGUUGGCAUUAAUACACGAGAUACCGAAGCCCUUCUAAAGUAUAAAACAUGGAGGGAUGUUCCAGAUUUUGAGAAAGAGGACUGCUAUGACCAUUUGAAGGUAAUGAUAACCAUCAUUUAAUGUUUGUUUUGUUCAAAAUAAAUCAGAGGUUACUAGUCCAAUUGGAUACAAAUUGUAGCUUACAUUAAUUUUAUAUUAUAAAGGAGGUCUUUGGAGUGGAUGCAUAUGCGAAUGACACUGAUUUUAAGCGAGUAAAUAGGGGAAUUUCCAGCGCGUUGAGGAAAUAUAGAUAUAAA